Exophiala dermatitidis NIH/UT8656 is the source of this 3201-nucleotide messenger RNA. Its product is annotated as mercuric reductase. Gene Ontology annotation, molecular function: oxidoreductase activity; flavin adenine dinucleotide binding. NCBI's taxonomy places the organism in Eukaryota, Fungi, Ascomycota, Eurotiomycetes, Chaetothyriales, Herpotrichiellaceae. The record is from RefSeq and is a predicted model, not a curated record. Bases 959 to 2596 code for a protein of 545 amino acids. The transcript has a single exon.
GAGAGGGAGAGGAGAGAGGGAGAGGAGAGAGGGAGAGAGGCUCUAAUACCUAACUUUCAAGCUAGACUGUUGGAGCAGACCACUCAUUCACUGAGUUUCGGCAUUUUCGAUCCAGUUGCAUUACAAAUCGAGCCAAACUUGAUUAAGCGCAGUGCAUUGCAUUGCACAGUCACCAGGGUUCGGGUCAGCUCAACUCAGCUCCCGGGGCGGGGGAGACACUGCAUGCCACAUGUGAGUGCAGGCUGACUCAACUUUGCAGUCGACUGAUGUUACAGUGAGCGAGGGCCAGGGCCGGUGUUUAUCUGUCUGGAGAAGCGGAGUCGACUCGACCGUACCAUGGAACCUGUGUGUUUACAACGUUGUAGAAAGGGACCGGGCAGGUCUCUAUGUGGUGUGACAUACCGUAUACAUACAACCACCCAGUCGAUAUAACUUAGGUAUAACCGAAUGGCAUGAGUGAGUGGUUGGUUGGUUGAUUGAUUGAUUGUACUCUUCUUUGCUCUCUUUUGGACUUGCAAACGCCCUGAACCGAACCAGGUGUUGGCAAUAAUAUCUACUUUCAAUUCCCUGACGAGCCGGCCGGUCGUGGAAAUCCUGUGUACUAGUGAGUCGGUGGGUGGUUCUGGUUCAGCUGGUAAGAGGAGAUUAAUUCGAUACUUUGAUCGUCCAUACCAUACCAUACCAUCAACAUUGUUGGUGUCACCACACACCGCACACCUCCACCACGAUCACCAUCAGAACGUCCCAUUGUUGGAAGACCGCGGUCGGCUCGGGCUUCGUCACCCGUGGCCGCUUGGUAGAGGAAGCAAGAACAGGGACAACGACAACAGCAUCGACGCGAUCAUAUCUGUUUCGUGCAGAUCUGGUCCCUACCGCCACAGUCUCCACAGCAUCGUCCAGCGUGGGUUUCAGGCAGCAGGAGCGACGUUUCACCACAUUUCCCUCUCUUGCGCAUGCAAUGUCGAAGCACUACGACGCCAUUGUCAUCGGGUCCGGACAGGGCGGCGGCCCACUAGCCCAGGCGCUCGCCAAAGCAGGACGCCACACGGCCCUGAUCGAAGCGCACCAUGUGGGCGGGACAUGUAUCAACGAAGGAUGCACGCCGACCAAGACCAUGGUGGCAAGCGCCAAAGUCGCGGCUCUGGCGCGUCGAGCAGGGGAUUAUGGGGUGCGGAUCCAAAGCAAUAAUAGCGUGACGCUGAACAUGCAAAAGGUCAGAAGGAGGAAACGGGAUAUUGUCGACAGUUUUCGUCGGGGCAGUGAAGCACGAAUUACCGCGACGGAGGGGUUGGAUCUGAUAUGGGGCACGGCACGGUUCGUGGGGGCAAAGGAAGUUGAAGUGGUGCUGAAUGCAACAACACCAAACACGACUUCAGACGAUUCAGGUAGCAGCAACGUCUCCUCACCUACAUAUAUUCUCUCUCUUACCGGCGACCAGAUCUUCAUCAAUGCUGGCUGCUCGCCGGCGCCGCUGGUGGUGACGAAACCCGACAGCGACGACACCAUUGCGCAGCAAGACGGUUCCGUGGGCAACAACAUCCUCAACUCCACCAGCAUCAUGGAACUCGCCGAGGUGCCGCACCAUCUCGUCGUGCUUGGCGGCGGCGCCGUCGGAUGCGAAUUUGCGCAGAUGAUGCGUCGCUUCGGGGCGCGUGUCUCUCUCGUCCAGCGUGCUCCGCAACUGUUGCCUAAUGAAGACGCCGACGUGGCGGCCGAAAUGCUCAAGAUUUUUGUUGAUGAUGGCAUCGAGGUGUAUCUGGGUGCGCAAACACGACACGUUUCUCACAUAGCUCCAGACCAAAUCGUCGUGGAGGUGGAGAUUCAGCAGCAACAGAACAACAAAGACGACGGCCAAGUCAAGAAAGUUGAUGCCGAUACCGCUGGCAGUGGCGCCAGAGACGAAGAUAAGACCGGAGGAGAUGAACAGAAGGGAGUACCAAUCAUCAAGUCCCUCCUCGCCUCCCACGUCCUCGUCGCAACAGGCCGGCUUCCAAACACUGCAUCGCUAAACCUGGGUGCUGCCGGCAUCGAAGUCGACGCACGCGGCUUCAUCAAAGUUGACGAAUACCUCCGUACAACGGCGGCAGAUGUCUAUGCCCUAGGAGACAUCAAAGGUGGCCCUGCGCAGACUCACGUUUCGUACGACGAUUACCGCGUACUGAGGGACAAUUUGAUCAACAAGUCCACAGUGGCCGACGACGGCGGUACUGCUACUUCCAGAACGGCAGCCAACCGAUUAAUCCCAUAUACAAUCUUCACCGACCCCCAGUUAGGCCGCGUCGGGCUCACAGAAAAGGCGGCUCGGGCACGCGCCCAGAGCAACGGCCAAAAGAUCAAAGUGGCCAAAAUGCCCAUGGCAUAUGUGGCGCGGGCGCUGGAAAUGGAUGAAUCGCUGGGACUCAUGAAGGCAGUCGUUGACGCCGAGUCCAGACAUAUUCUGGGGUUCGCGUGCUUGGGCGUCGAGGGCGGCGAGACCAUGAGUAUGGUCCAGCUUGCCAUGAUGGGAGGUUUGACUUAUGGCAAGUUGGAAAAUGCAAUCUUUGCUCACCCUUGUUUGUCGGAGAGCUUGAACAAUCUUUGGGGGUUCUUGGAAUGAAAGUUAAGGUGCAGUAAUCGGUGCCAGUGGUGCCACGGCAUUGGCGGUCCUCGAACCGAGAUCUGGCUGGCAUCGUGUACCCCUGUCCUGUCAGAAACAGCGAACAAACGUUUAUCUUGAUGAUGAUGGUUGAGUCAAUUGAUACAGUACGUUGAUUUUGUCUGUAGUCUCAGUCAGGGUGCUGUUUGAUGGCCAGGCAGCCCUUUUUUUCCCUCUUUUGCUGGCGCCGAGUCCGUCAAUGGCCCGGCCAGGCAGGCAGCUCCCUGUGGGACAGUGGGUUGAUACAGUACUGGGCCUGUGCCAUGGAGGAAACGCCGCGUGUCUGGUGUAGCUGUUGAACUCGAAUGGAAGCUGAUCAAAUUAAAGAAAUCAACCGUAAUUUUAUGACUGUGUUAUAGCGCGGAUGAUGAUUAUUACUUUUAUGCUUCAAGCGAUCGUGUGAUGUGGAUGGAAAACUUGCAGGUUGUGUCCUGUUUCAAUUAUCAUUAUUGCCAACUCAGACCUGGCAGGCAAGCUCGCUAUGACAUUUUUCUUCUGAUCAGACAUAAACUCGACAUCUUUGUGCCAGUACCGGAAACUUGUGCGGUUCAUCCAGGGAUGUUCCC